Molecule: messenger RNA, 862 nt
Organism: Apodemus sylvaticus (European woodmouse)
Lineage: Eukaryota; Metazoa; Chordata; Mammalia; Rodentia; Muridae
Product: 60S ribosomal protein L36-like
Biological process (GO): cytoplasmic translation
Cellular component (GO): ribosome; cytosolic large ribosomal subunit
Molecular function (GO): structural constituent of ribosome
Source: RefSeq, a predicted model, not a curated record
AACCUCCAGACUGUCAAAAAAAAUAAAAAAAUAAAAAAUAAAAAAGAAAAAAAGAAAAUCACUUCCUGUCGUGGCCACCAUCAGAAAGCAGCAGUCGUGGCCCUGCACUACCCCAUGGCUAUGGGCCUCAACAAGGGCCACAAAGUCCACAAGCCAAGACACAGCCGGCGCUGCAGCAACACCAAGCACACCAAGUUUGUAUAGGGCAUGAUCCAGUGCACCAUGGAGUUGUUUGAAGUGUCCAAGGACACGCGCACACUCAGGUUCAUCAGGAAGAGGGUGGGCACGCACAUCCGGGACAAGAGAAAGUGGGAGGAGCUGAGCAAUGCGCUGGCAGCCAUGAGGAAGGCGGUGACCAAGAAGGAUUGAUGAACCCUCUCCCAAUAAAAGAUGGUUCCUACAAAAAAUAAAAUUAAAUAAAAAUCAAACAGCUCAGUGGGACACACCUAGCAUGAAGAAGCCUUCAUCAUUUCAUAAAAUGGGUGUGGUACUGUAUGUCCACUACCUUAGCACUUAGGAGGGUGGAGGCAGGAGAAUCAGGAGUUUCAGAUCUUCUUUAAGUGACAUAAUGAUUUUGAGGCCAUCCUGAGAUAAAUUAGACUCUGUCUCACAAAAAGGGGCGGGAUGCUAGAAGAUGAAGCCAGAUGAGGUGGCAUGUGCUUGAAAUCCCAGAGCUGGGGAAGUCUUAGAGAUGGUUGCAUCCCUGGGGCUCACUAGCCAACCAGCCUAGGCUGCUUGGAAAGUUCUAGGCCAAUACGAGAUCCUGUCUCAGAAAUAGGGGUAGGAGGCAGGGAAGUGGCUCAGAGGGAAAGGAUACCACUAAAGAGCCUGACAACCUGAGGUCUAUCCCCUGGGACCCACA